AGUGCCAGACCAAGCUCGGUGCUGGCCCGCCCUCAUUUCACUGUUUGUUGUCAUUGUUUGUCCUUCAUACCCGAAGAGAACCAUGAUUUCGAGGAGGGUAUGCCAUGACAUGCAAGUGAAUUGGAUUUUAAUGAAGGAGGGCGCAAGGUCAUCUGCCUCACUUUCCCUUCCAGAACCAUCUGGGGCCAGAGGCCAGACAUAGAUCAGGACGGCUGAGGAUGGCCCUGGAUGCAGUGUGAGACUCUGACCUUUGUAAGCUAAGUCUCAGUUUGACUGAAGCCAUACUCUUCAGUGAAUAAAACUAGGUAGCAAUUGGGGCAAAGAAUGCCCUCUUUCACCUAGCCAAAAUCAACCAAUUUGGGAAGGAAAGAUCUGGUCAAAACAGAAAUGACUGGUAUUUCCAUUCACUCUGAGUUAAUUAGGAUCCAAGCGAUGACCAAUUGGGACUUGGUCUGGGACUGACUGUUUACCAAUCAAUGAAAGGCAGAAUGAUUUGGGUUUAUGACAUGGUUCUUGGCAAAGAAAUUAUCCAGUAAACUCCAAGAUAUCUUGGAAGAUUUCAGCAUGCUUAUUACCCGGAUACAUUUUUGCCAGUCCUUAAGGCAACUAACUGGAAAAGAAUUCUUCCUAUUUCACAUAUCCCGCAGGAGGGCUCCUGGCCUCUGCUUAAGAGUUCUUAGGAAGCUCACUAUUUUCCCAGGCAGCCACAGCCCAGAAUGCUUUUGAAUACCUCUGCAUGUUAGGAAGUCUCCCCUGACCUCAAGCCUAAAUCAGCGUCUUUGCAACUUCCACACAAGCUGCUUCCCCGCCAAACAGACCUAGUCUAAUCUCUCUUUCACGUGGCAGCCCUUCGGAUAUUUGAUUUCCUCUCUGAGUCUUCUCCACGGCAAACAAGUCUCCAGUUCCUCUGAUCCGUCCUCAUAGAUGAUGGACCCGAACCUGUCUCCUAGACAUCUGUGCUCCUGGGAUUUUGCUUAACAAGGAUCCUGGGACUUGAGCCACAUUUAACAGAGGAACAGUGGCACAGGGAGGGGAAGGGACUCGUCGGUAGCGAAAAGCAAAAGCCGGACUAAACUCAAGCGUCCCAAACGGAAACCACUUAUCUUGAGCUCAUGGGGAGAGGGGGGAACCGGAAGAGACAGUCUGAGAGCGCCCUCUGCUGUCUGAGCACAGUUGCGCGUGUCUGCACAGAGCGCGUGCUCACUUCAAGCCCAAACUCACUGCAAGAUUGGGAAUGACAUAUCACGUGACAGGAAAAGGGGCGGGCCGAGGGCCUUAGUUGUCGGCAACCGCUCUUUCCAUUUCCUGGCAACGGACGCGCUGGCGGCAGCAGAGUCGUACCGGAACCAUGAACGAGAUCUACCCAUUGGCAGUGCCCAAGGGGCGGAAACUGAAGUGCGAGGUGUGCGAAGCGCCGGCCGAACGAAUGUGUGGGUCCUGCACGGUCACCUAUUAUUGUGGUGUGGCGCAUCAGAGAGCUGACUGGACCAGCAUUCAUGAAAAAAUAUGCCAGCUCCUGAUCCCUUUGCGUACAACUAUGCCCUUUUACAAUUCAGAAGAAGAACGGAAGCAUGGUCGGGAGCAGCUAUUACAGCGGCAGAAGCAUUUAAUUGAGCUAUGUUACAAAGUAUCGCAGAAAUACCUCUUUGAAGGAAAACAUGAAGAAUCAAUUCCUGCUGCUUUACAUUCACUGCGUUUCCGCAUUAAUGUAUAUGGCCCAAAUUCAGUUCAAGUGGUACCUGCUUACCUACUGUUAUCAGAGGCCAGUAUUGGUCUUGGCCAAAUUGUCCAGGCAGACGAAUACCUCUCCCAAGCCCAGUGGGUUGUUCUCAAGUCAACUGAGUGCAGUGACGAAAUCCAAUCUCUUCUGCAUCGGAACCUGGGGCUCCUCCAUACAGCUAAGGGAAACUAUGAAGAAGCACGCUAUCAUUUGGCCAAUGAUAUCUAUCACGCCAGCUGUGAGUAUGGGACCGACAGCAUCAGGACCUCCGGAGCAUACUUCCUCAUGGCUAAUGUUUUCCUUCACCAAAAGAAGAUGGACGUGGCGGACUCGCUGUACACCAAAGUAACUGAUAUCUGGCAUACAUAUUUAGAUCAACCUAUUCAAAGUCAGCUACAUGCUAUCAAGAAACCAACAGAUAUCUUGGCCAAGGAAUUGGAAAAUGACACUGGUUUAGAUGAAUCUCAAGAAGCAGAAGCAAUGCACAUCCUGGAAACCAUCUUGGAAAUUCGAGAACACACAGUAGAAGAAAAGUCACAGACCACUAUCAAAAUUCUGAAAACGGUGGCCAUGCUCCAUUAUCUAAUGAUGAAUUUAUCAAAGGCUCAUGAACUUGCUUUGAAAGCCUACCUUUUAUCCAGAGAGCUGCCCAAAGAAGAAGUAGUAUCCGAAGCCCUUCGAGAGCUUCUAAGCCUUAUUGCUUCCAAAAACCCAGUGACCUCGAAGACAGCCAAGUUUCACGGCCAGACCCAUUAGAGGAACAGUGGUGGAUGCUGCAGACGGGCUAAUAACAUGUUAUAGCUGCUAUUUCAGCCCAGGAGAUUCAACCUUGAAAUCUUGCCCUCUACAAUAUGUCUUGACAAUGCCCAUUAUGAGGGAAAGUUGGACUUUGUGCAGAGGGUGUAGAAAUCCUUCCACAUCUUAAUUUGUGUGACAGGAUAUCAGGACAUUGAUGCAUUGUUAUGUUUUUGUUUUCAUGCUUUUUCUUAUACAAAUGCCAUUAUCACAGGAAAUAGGGACUUUAGACUAGGUACACUCCUAGCUAUACCUGAUUUUGUGCAUUACUGUGAAUGUGGUUUCAAUUUAAUGCAAUCAAUAAAUUAGGGAAAUGGUUUGCCUUUGACAUUUACAA
Molecule: messenger RNA, 2852 nt
Organism: Antechinus flavipes (yellow-footed antechinus)
Lineage: Eukaryota; Metazoa; Chordata; Mammalia; Dasyuromorphia; Dasyuridae
Gene: ZMYND12
Product: zinc finger MYND-type containing 12
Exons: 8
Coding region: 1349-2476 (375 amino acids)
Molecular function (GO): protein binding
Source: RefSeq, a predicted model, not a curated record